This is a messenger RNA of Serinus canaria (Common canary), 6843 nucleotides long. RefSeq names its product negative regulator of reactive oxygen species (gene NRROS). Lineage: Eukaryota; Metazoa; Chordata; Aves; Passeriformes; Fringillidae. The record is from RefSeq and is a predicted model, not a curated record. The transcript is spliced from 4 exons. Gene Ontology annotation, molecular function: protein binding. Bases 914 to 2977 code for a protein of 687 amino acids.
GGGAUUAGCACUUGGGAGGUCCCUGCAGCUGGGUGGUUCUGACUUGGGUUUGCUGAAAUCUCCAGCAGCCCCAGGACACACAGAGAUCUGGGAGCAGGGGGAUAGGAGCAUCCUGAAUCUCAGGCAAUGUGAGGGAUAGGCACUGGCUUCCCAAAUUUACUGGGGACUCAACAGCUGGGACAUGUCCAGCCUUGGCUUGGGAUGCAACAGGAAAUACCAGCACCUUCUUCCCCCAUGGGACACACAUCCCUUGGCUCCUGUCAACCCCCUGAGCUGGGGGCUGGAGGCAAGAGGGGUCUGGAGGGACACAAGGGGGAUAGAUGCCAUGCAGGGGUGGCAUUUCUCCAUCCUGCAGCAGUGAUGGCAUGGCUGUGCAGGGCAGAACCACCCUCGGUCACCACCUCUGUGGGCUGAAACCCUGAGAGGAGAUUCUGCUGCUGGAAGGCUUGUCCCCAGAGCUGGCUUGUCCCCAGGAGCUGUGUGACACCCUCGCUGCCUGCUGGGCGCCGUGGUUCCUCCCUGAGUGCAGGACCCGUGCUGGGAGUGCUGUGCUCAGUGAGCAGGGCCCGCUGGCUGCCUCCAUGUGACUGCAGCUUCCGUUGGCUCCUUCCGCAAAGGCUAAAUCGGUGCUCAGCCAGAGGGCGGGUGGCACACGGCCCCGGGGGUGGCACACAGACCCCGAGGGUGGCACACGGACCCCUAGCCCUGUCCCCAGGACCGCCCUGAGCACAGCUGAGGGGCCGCAGGAUGGAGCGUGCCAAAGCCCUUGUGGGGCUGUUCCACGCGUGGCAGCUGUGAAAGUGCCGUGUGUCAAACACUGGCUGAGCCCUCACUGCUCAUUUGCCUGAGUUUCAGCUUUUCCCCAGAUGCAAAUGCCGUCAGCUCCGCUCCCACCAGGAGUGCCGCCACUGAGAUGGAGGCCCCGCUCCCUGGUCUCUCCCUGCUUCUUCUCCUCCUGGCAGUGGGAUGGGGAAGCAGGAUGGACGCAGCCUGGGCACCAUCUCCUGGGGGCUGUGAGCUUGUGCAGAGCAUCAUGGACUGCACUGGCAGAUGGCUGAGCUCCAUCCCAGGAAACCUUCGAGGCAAUACCGAGGAGCUGUUUCUUGAUGACAACACUAUCCAGGUCCUGGGCAAUGCCUCCCUGCUCCUGUAUCCCCAGCUCUGGCACCUCAGUUUGACCAGGAACCGGCUGGAGCUCAUUGAGCCCGGGGCCUUCCUCAGCAGCCAAGGCCUGGAGGUGCUCUCCUUGACAGAUAACCUGCUCUUCACCAACUACUCGCUGACAGCCGCUGCUCUUUCUGCUCUGCCGGCCUUGAGGAUGCUGGAUCUGGCUGGAAACCAGCUCAGGGAGGACAUGGUAUCAGUUUUAGUCUCAAACCUCUCUUCCUUGGAGUCUCUGUCUGUGGCCAGGAACAUCAUCAUGAGGUUGGACUCAUCCAUCUUCACAAACCUGACAGAGCUGCUGGAGCUGAACCUGGAGAAGAACUACAUCUUUGAGAUUGACAAUGCUUUCGAAGGGCUGCAGAGGCUGCAGAGGCUCAACUUAGCUUACAACUACCUCCCGUGUCUGGUGGGGUUUGACCUGACCCAGCUCAGGGUGCUCAAUCUCAGCAACAAUGUCAUUGAGUGGUUUCUGACCAUGGAAAUUGAUGACCUCUUUGAGCUGGAGGUGCUGGACCUGUCCCACAACCGCCUCCUGUUCUUCCCUGUGCUGCCCCAGCAGAGCAAGCUGCACUCCUUGCUGCUGCAGGACAACAGGAUGAGCUUCUACCAGCGCCUCCCCAACGGCACCUCCCUGGCCAACGUCACCAUGCAGUUCCUGAUCAUUGAUGGCAACUCCACCAACAUCACCACGGUCAGGCUCUGGGACGAGCUCUGCCACAGCAACCUCUCCUCCCUGCGCCUCCUGGACAUGAGCCAGAAUGAGGUCUGGGGCCUGCCAGAUGAUUUCCUGGCACAGACGCCCUCCCUGACCCACCUGAAGCUCAACCAGAACUGCCUGGAGGCAUUUCACCUCUCGGAGGAGGACCCCUUGGCCAUGCUGACAGAGCUGGACCUCAGCCAGAACCAGCUGGUGGAGCUGGGGGUGAAGGUGGGCACUGGGGACAUCCUGCCCAGCCUGCAGCUCUUCAACCUCAGCACCAACAGGCUGCAGGCUCUUCCUCCCGGGAUUUUCACCCACACCAAGAAGAUCACUACCCUGGACCUCAGCUACAACCGGGUUGACCUCUGUCCUCAGCCAGGUGAGCCCGAGAGUCUCUCCUGCGUGGACAUCAGGGGUGUGGAGACCUUGACCCACCUCUCCUUGGCUGGCUGUGGUCUGCAGGGGAUGGGCGGCCGCCCCUUCCAGGGGACAUCGCUGCUGCACCUGGACCUCUCUGACAACCGCCAGCUGCUGUCCGGGGACCUGGGCUGGCUGCAGGACCUUGUCCUGACACUGCAGGUGCUGUCUCUGAGGAACACCAGCCUCUCCUCCACCACGGACUUCUCUGCCCUGAGCAGCCUCGUGCGCUUGGACCUUUCUGGGAAUUGCUUGGCCGCGUUCCCCGGCUGGCUGGGCGCGCUGAGGCUGCGCAGCCUGGACCUGCGGGAUAACUGCCUGCCGGCACUGCCACGGGACCUGCCGCAGGCACCGCUGGGCAGGAGCCUGCGGGAGCUCUACCUCAGCCAGAACCCCUACAACUGCUGCACGCUGGGCUGGUGGGACGCCCUGCAGCAGGCCGAGGGGCUGCGUGUCCCCGACGGGCCGGAGGUGACCUGCAGGCACGGCUCCCGUGCGCUGAGCCCCGGCGCGCUGCCCCAGCCCGUCCUGCAGAGCUGCCGAUGGCAGACGGCCGACCUGGCGCUGCUCUAUCUGGUGCUGGCUCUGCCCACCUGCCUGACGCUCCUGGUGGCCUUCGUUGUUGUCUUCCUCAUGCUCAAGGAGAAGCUGCUGAAAAUGGUGAAAAACCGGUGUGGGGUGUCCAGCCCUUACUAAUGGCUGAGGAAGAGGAAAGGACUCGGGAAGAGUCAGUAAUAGGGAGUGGUCAGGAGGGCAGGUGAUAACCUCUCCGAGGUGGUCAAGAUGGAAAGCUGAUGGAUGCAGGACAGGAGGUGCUGGGAGAGCUGCCAUUCCUGCCCUAAUGGUAGCCAAAGGGUGAGGGCUCUGUCUGGUGAUGGAGCGCUGGGAAUCCUCAAGGAAUGUGUCUGCUGGUGAGAGCUGAGUGGACAUGACAUCAAACAUUCCUUCGCUGAAAGGACAGGUUGCCCAGAAAAUCUGUGGAUGCCCCAUCCGUGGAAGUGUUCAAGGCCAGAUUGGAGUGGGCUUGGAGCAAUCUGAUCUGGAGGAAGGUGUAGAAAAGUGUUGUAACCAGAUGGAUUUUUAAGGUCUCUUCCAACCCAGAGCACUCUGGUAUUCUGUGACAGUUUUCUCCAGCACUGCUUUGCCCCACCUUUCAGCAGUUCCUUUUAUUUAUUCCCACCUGUAGCCAACUCAAAAAGUCUUCUAGAUCUGCAACCAGCCUCCACAAGUGCCCCAGGCUGGAGCAAACAUCACCUGGGUGCUGUGGAGAAGGGUCUCUGUUGUCACAGCUUUCCACACUGCUCUUGCCAGCACUGCCAACCUCGCAGGCAGCCCUGAUCAUGCACCAUGUGUGUGUGCUGAUAAAGACAGGCGAUGUCAGCAGGGCUGAAAGACACAUUUUGUGGUGUUGUUUCUUCACUAAGUCACAGUCUGGGUUAGAAAAGUCCAUUAGAAACAGCCUAAGUUGCAACAACAGGAAAUAUUGAUUGAAAAGCAGGAGAGUAAAUUACAUUUCUCAGUGAUAUUUUAUCAUGGAUUUAUAUUUCUCCAGUGACUGCUGGAUUAAACUUACAAAGGAAACAAGAGAAAUCCUUCCUCCUUGUUGUGCAAGCCCUGCUCCUGUGGGCAGUGCCCGGGGGUUUCCUCCACCCAGCUCUGCUCACAGCAGCUCUGCCUCUCCCAGAGCAGCAAGCACUACCUGGGGAAGUGCUGCUCUGUUCCUCGGGGGUCACUGAGGGGAAAGGAGAAGUGGUGGUGGUGGUUUGUGCUAACUCAAAAGCCCUUCUCAGAACUGGAGUGGCUUUAUUCCUGUGGCACUGUUGGGAUUUUUCUAGUGAAACGUGUUUAAUGGGAACAGGGUGCAGGGAAGUGUGCAGCAGUGCUGGAGUGGGAAUUCUGGGAGCUUGUCCUGCCUGGGUGUGGGCAGGCUCAGUUGGUGAUGUGGGGUGUGCCAGGGAUCAAGCCCAGUGGAGCUGUCCUGUGAGGUGAUGGAGGGAGAUGCCCAAGGCUGGCCUGAAGCCAGGAGGAUGCUGGGGAUGAUGCAGGCAGGGGAAGCCAAGGCUGGCAGCAGGGCAAACCCUUCCCAGGCAUGGCUGUGGGACGGGGCUCAUGGGGGAGCCUGGUGUGGCUGGUGGCUGUGCAAGGCUGCAAAAUGGAUGGGUAAGACCCUGCUAGACCAGCCAGCAGCUCCACAGGGGCUGAGAGCAGUACAGGCUCUGGAAACCCAUCUGUCAGAUCUGGCUGGGAAAUGACUGCUUUCUGCCCCAAUUUUAGACUGAAAUAGCCAAAACCAAAGCAGGCCCCAACUGGGGAAUCCCUCAGCCUAUUUCAACCCUUCUUUUGCCCAUAAGCUGCACCCUGGGGGACAGCAGUGACCUAUAAAUACAUCUCUGCACCGUUCCCCAGCUGCAUUCUGGUGUCUCCCCACUGGCAGGGUGAGUGGGUGCCCCUGUGAGCUCCCCUCUCCCUGGGGCUGGGCUUGGGAGGGAUGUGUGUCCUUCCCCACCUCCACAGCUGGAGAGGGAUGUGUGUCCUUCCUCACCUCCACAGCUGGAGAGGGAUGUGUGUCCUUCCUCACCUCCACAGCUGGAGAGGGAUGUGUGUCCUUCCCCACCUCCACAGUGGAGAGGGAUGUGUGUCCUUCCCCACCUCCACAGCCAAUGCUGCUGCUCCAUCCUGCGUGGGGUGCAGAGGCAGCUGUGGGAGGACACACAGGGAGGAACCCAGGCACCUGGCACUGCCCAGGGCAUGGAUAAAAAGGAGGGAUUCUUAAUUGUAUGGAGCUGAUGGAGAUAUUCAACAUUCCCUCAUCACGGUGCCUGGAAAGCCGUGGCUCACCUGGAGCUGUGAUGUGAAGGGGAUGCUGGGGCAGCAAGAGGAGAUUCCACUUUCUGAUUGUCCUUACAAAGCUGCUCUCAGCAUCUUUGCAAGGCCGUGGUGAUUGAUCAUGGAAGGUCCUUGGUGCCUGGAGAACCCAGGGGUCCCACCCAGCUUCAGAAACAGCCAAAAGCCAGCCCAGAGAGCAACAGGGCAGUCACCUUCUUGUUGGGAAACCAUGGAAUGAAUGCUCUUUAUUUGGAGCACAGCUCUAGAAAAGAGGGUGGCUGGAAGAAGCCUGCAUGGACUGCUGAGGCUAAGUUAUGCCUGCCCAAGCUGCUUCCCUCUCAGGAUGAAAUGGUUGGAUCUGUAGGCAAGGGGAGAGUGGUGGAUUCCCUGUGCCUCAGCAAGGCUUUGGACACAGAGUCCCACAGUUUUCUCCAUGCAAGUGCAGAUGCCAAGGUCUGCAUGGGUGGGCAGCCAGGCAGGUCAGGAUCAGUGGGAGUGAAAUGUAGAGGGCUGUGGCCAGUGGGAUGUGCUCUACCAGGAGGCUGCUGAGGGGACUGUUUUGGGAUCUGUCCCAUUUCAUGUCUUUAUGCAUGAUCUAAAGCUGUCUGUGAAGUGCUUUCCUGUCAUGUUCCCAGAGGAUCCCAAACUGGGAAGACCAGUAUGGCUCCCUGUUGAAGGUCUGGGCUGGAGGAAUGGGGAGCAGGAACCUCACAAUCCAGGCACUCCUCUGGCCUCACCUAGCCCUCACUGGAGAGGAGGCCAUGCCCUGGUCAGGAUGAAGCUGGGGGCAGGCUGGAAAUGGAGGAAAAGUUCCUAGGGGCCCUCUCCCUUCCAAGUAGGAGAUCCUUCUGUGUUGUUAUGUUGCAAUUGUUGAGGCAAGGCCUGUGCCAGACCCCUGCAUGCCCUUUCCUGUCCUGGGAGAGCUGAGUCAGCCUUUACAUUUUUUUUUAAUUUUGGCAAGUGAGGCCUCAGCUUUCAUUUCUCUCCUGAGUGAAGACCCCCUUGACCAAGCCUGAGCUCCCUUGUCCUCUCUAGUAAAGCACUCUGGAUUAACUGACACUUGCUCCAUGUUUUUCACAGCAGUGACUCAUUUUGGGGUGUAGGAGGAGAGCUCUUCCAGCUGCUCCUCUAGCCACUCCUCUUAGUUAUGUCAGGCAGCAGUUUGUUGAAGCCCCUCAAUUUGGGAUGAAGGCCCAUCUCACCCUCAGCCCUCACAGCUGCCUGGGUUCAGAGAGCCAAACCCCGGGAAGCUUUUGGCAUUGUACAAUUUCCAAAAGAAUCCUAAUCUUAGUCCUCCAGUUCUCACAAGAGAGCAGGACUGAUCUAGUAGAGUCCAGCCAAGGCAGACAGCUGGAUUAAAACCUUCAGUGGGAUGAGUUUGUCUUACUCUAGAACCACCCCCAGCCUUUGACCUUCUACCACUCUGACUUUUCUGAUACUUUAAGCACAUUCUCCCAGAACUGAGCACUUAUGAGGAAGCAUCACCCAGGAGUGUAAGGAUCCAACCAUCCCAUUGAAGCAGUUUGAAAUCACUGUGUUUUCAAAAAUACUUUCAAGACUAAUUCAUUUUCAAGAUAUUCCUUCUCUUACAUGUGAGGACUUAUUUUUGUGUAAGCUAAAAGUGAAGAUUUAAGCAUUGCUAGGGAAAUGUGAGAGCAAUAUUCUCAUUGCAGAGUUGAUUUAUCCAGAAUGACUGAUACAUAUUUAACUUCCCAGCAGGCAGUAAUAAUCACCCU